AAUGUGCUUUGUUUCAUCAGUCGUUGUUCAAGUACUGUACUGAAAGGACAUGCGGGGUUUACAAACAGAACAAACAAAAAUAUAAAAUUCAUAAACUAUGUGUAACUCGUCGUUAAUUACAGCAUAUAUAAUUAGUAUGUGAUUUCUCAAAAUGUGACUGCAAGACAAAGAUAGUUUAAUAGUUAUGUAAAAAACUCGUAUUGUUUGCAGUUAAUUCAAGACAACGAAUAAGUUUGAUAUUGGGUGGUGCCAUGGAUAGCUCUCUCACUGCCAAGGAGAUCAGGAGCAGGUUUAUAAAUUUCUUCAGGGAGAAAAAAGGACACGAAUAUGUGCAUUCAUCGUCGACGAUUCCCCUCGAUGAUCCAACACUGUUGUUCGCGAACUCCGGAAUGUGCCAGUUCAAACCUAUAUUUCUGGGCACUGUUGACCCAAACAGUGACAUGGCCAAAUGGGUGCGAGUGGUAAACACCCAGAAGUGCGUGCGAGCGGGCGGGAAGCACAAUGAUCUGGACGAUGUUGGCAAGGACGUCUAUCACCACACGUUCUUCGAGAUGAUGGGAAAUUGGUCGUUCGGAGACUAUUUCAAGAAGGAGAUCUGUGCCUGGGCGUGGGAGCUCCUGACCCGGGAGCUGGGCCUGCCGGUGGACCGGCUGUAUGUCACCUACUGCGGGGGGGACGCAACCUCCGGACUGCCGCCCGACGACGAGUGCAAGAGCAUCUGGCUGGACUUGGGCAUUCCUGCAGAACACAUUCUGCCGGGCAGCAUGAAGGACAAUUUCUGGGAGAUGGGCGAGACCGGCCCCUGUGGGCCGUGCUCUGAAAUACACUACGACCGCAUUGGGAACAGGAAUGCUGCCCAUUUGGUGAACCAAGACGAUCCUGAUGUGCUGGAGAUUUGGAACUUGGUGUUCAUGCAGUUUAACAGGGAGAAGGAUGGCAGUUUGAGAACUCUGCCGAGGAAGCACAUUGAUUGUGGCCUUGGCUUGGAGAGACUUGUGUCUGUCAUACAGAAGAAGAGGUCUAAUUACGAUACAGACCUGUUCUUGCCCCUGUUUGAUGCCAUCCAGAAGGGCACAGGCGCUCGUCCGUACCAAGGACUCGUGGGAGCAGAUGAUGUGAACGGUAUCGACAUGGCGUACAGGGUUUUGGCAGACCAUGCUCGCACUCUCACAGUUACGUUGGCCGAUGGAGGUCGGCCGGACAACACUGGCCGAGGGUAUGUUUUGCGCCGUAUUCUUCGCAGAGCAGUCAGAUAUGCUAUUGAGAAACUCAAUGCAAAACCUGGUUUCUUUUCAUCUUUGGUUCACACAGUGGUUGAUCUUCUGGGAGACACUUUUCCGGAGUUGAAGAAGGAUCCACAUAGUAUAAUUGACAUCAUUGAAGAAGAAGAGCAACAGUUCCUGAAAACACUAUUGCGUGGUAGAAGUUUACUUAAUCGUACGAUUGGUAGACUUGGAAAUGCUCAGAAAACUUUACCAGGUGAUGUUGCGUGGCGUUUAUACGACACGUAUGGCUUUCCUGUCGACUUGACACAACUGAUGGCAGAAGAAAGAGGGUUAACGGUUGACAUGGUUGGCUAUGAAGAAGCUAAGAAACAAGCACAGCUGGCCUCGCAGAGCAAGGCAGGGGGGGUGGACGACCAGAUCAGCCUGGACGUGCACUCCAUCACGGAGCUGCAGCAGCGAGGCGUGCCCGCCACGGACGACCUGGCCAAGUACAGCUACUGCGCGCGCUCUCAGAACAAGGAUGCCGAGUACGAUUUCAAACCGUGCAAAGGCAAGGUGAUAGCCAUUAGACACUCCAAGAAGUUUGUAGAUGAAGUUUCAUCGGGUCAGCAAUGCGGUGUGCUCUUGGACAAAACUUGCUUCUACGCGGAGCAAGGCGGACAGAUCAAUGAUGAAGGCUUUAUGGUCAAAGUUGGUGAUGAGAGCGUGGAGUUCUCUGUGCACAACGUCCAGGUGCGCGGGGGCUACGUGCUGCACAUCGGCACUGUGGAAGGGAUACUCAGGAAAGGAGAUGAGAUGAUGUUGCACCUGGACGCCAAGCGCAGGCGCCUCAUCAUGAACAACCACACGGGCACUCACGUCCUCAACUAUGCCCUCCGCUCCGUGCUCGGCACGGAUGCCGACCAAAAAGGGUCGCUGGUCGCACCCGAUAAGCUGCGGUUCGAUUUCACGUGCAAGGGAGCCAUGACCAGCCAGCAGGUGAAAGCGGCAGAGAUGGAAUCGAACAAGAUGAUAAACCGCAAUGAAGUGGUGUACGCCAAAGAGUCGAAGCUAGCUGUUGCCAAGGCUAUCCAGGGCUUGCGUGCCGUGUUUGAUGAGACCUACCCCGACCCCGUCAGAGUCGUGUCGAUCGGUGUCCCGGUCGACGAGCUGGAGAAAGACCCGUUUGGACCAGCAGGCAUGAAAACAUCUGUUGAAUUCUGUGGAGGAACGCACUUGCAGCGUGCUGGCCAUAUUGGAGAUUUUGUAAUUGCAAGUGAAGAGGCUAUUGCCAAGGGAAUUAGGCGAAUUGUAGCUCUAACUGGUCCAGAGGCUUUAAAAGCCCUUAAAAAAACUGAGCUGCUUGAGAAUGACCUUAACAGAUUGUGCUCAGAGCUAAACUUAGAACAGCAACAACUGAGCAGUAAAGAUCUUGUGAAGAAAGUUGUUGACUUAACUGAAGAUAUAUCUCAUGCCACUAUUCCAUACUGGAAAAAGGAUGAAAUGAGGAACAUUUUGAAAAACUUGAAAAAGAAGCUGGAUGACAAAGACCGUGCAAAUAAAGCGUCUGUUGUCACAAAUGUCACUGAGGAAGCCAAAACACUUCUUUUGGCCAAUACAAACAUACCAUUUCUGGUGCACGAGUUUGACGCUGAUUCGAACUCAAAGGCACUAGAUAGUGCUUUGAAGCAGGUGAAAUCCUUAUCUCCAGAGACAGCAGCCAUGUUCUUCAGUGUCGAUAUCGAUGCUAAGAAGAUAGUUUGCUUAAGUGCUGUGCCCAAGGCUGCGGUGGAGAAGGGGCUGAAGGCCAGCGAGUGGGUGCAGCACGUCUCCGGCCUGAUGCAGGGCAAAGGGGGCGGCAAGGCCGAGUCCGCGCAAGCCACGGGCACCAACCCCUCCUGCCUGCAGGAAGCGAUGGCCCUGGCCAAGAGGUUCGCCAGUGAUAAGCUGGGGCAAGCCGUUCCAGUAGUCAACGUUCCUCGCCAGGUCGUGAGCAAGCCGGCCGGUAACCAGGCCGCGAGCAAAAUGCCCAAGAUCACCGCAGAGUCCCCGCAACCCGUUAGCAGUGGGAAAUCAUCAGGUCCUGUUCUGUACGCGGAUGCCAAGAAUGUAACGUCAUGCAUGCCUCUGAUAGCAGCUCGUUGCUCCGGGAAAACAGUUAAUUUGACUUCCUUGUCGGAAGCAGCAAAAAGCAGUUUAAUCCCGAGCGGUUUGGUGAGGAUUCUCCAGUUGAGGCAGACUCCGCUGUACGAAGAUGCUAGCAACAAGGUUUUCUUGUUUGGGAGCAGCGCCAUAGCUCUGUACUUGUCUGGCGAGAAGCUCCAAGGUGGUCCGUGCAUCUUCAGGCAGUCGGAGGUGCUGCAGUGGCUCCACUACGCUGACAGCACUGUCCUGCCUGCUGUCUCAAGUUGGGUGUGUUCGGGUGCGGGUGGCGAGCUCGUGGCGCAAGGGGGUGCCAACAAUCACAAGGAGAAAUGCCUUCAAGUCGUGAAGCACCUAGAUGAAUGUUUCCUAACAAAGACUUUCUUGGUGGGUGAACGGUUUUCGUUGGCAGACAUAGCUCUCUUUUCCUCCUUACUCGCACUUUAUCAGAAGGCUUUCAAUCCAAAACUGCAAAAACAAUAUCCUCAUAUAACACGGUGGUUCAAGACCAUAAUGCAGCAGCCUGAUGUAGAGAAAGUCAUUGGGGUGGUUACAUUAUGUCAGACCUCAAAUCACUGAAAGUCUUCAGUAAGAUGCCUUAAGGAUUUGCCUUAAUUUGAAUUUAUGCAAAUUGCUGCAAAUAAUUAUUUUUUUAAAUUAUUUUUUUUAUCAUAUGUAUAUUCUUAUUUGGAAAUGGAAUGUAUCAUUAAUAGUUUGAUAUGAUUGUAACAAUUAAUUAGCAUCUGGUUUUAAGAAUAUUUACUUAAAGAAACAUUUUAUCUUAAUUUAUAUCAAACAUUAUUUUAUUUCAGUUCUUCAAUGUAGAAAUAUAUUUAAAAAUAAAUACAUUUUAGGUUAGGGUAUGUGGUGAAAAUUUUAACUAAGUAAUGUGAUUUUGUCUGUAAGAUACUUUAAUUUUGAAGAGUUUUUGUAACAGUGAUACUCAACAUACAUUGUAUUUACACAUAUAGCUACUUACUGUAAUCUGCAAGAGGGGAAAAUAUAAAAAUAAACCAGACAGAGACUGAGA
Bacillus rossius redtenbacheri is the source of this 4377-nucleotide messenger RNA. RefSeq names its product alanine--tRNA ligase, cytoplasmic (gene AlaRS). Gene Ontology annotation, cellular component: mitochondrion; cytoplasm. Gene Ontology annotation, biological process: alanyl-tRNA aminoacylation. Gene Ontology annotation, molecular function: nucleic acid binding; alanine-tRNA ligase activity; aminoacyl-tRNA deacylase activity. The coding region runs from base 252 to 3926 and encodes 1224 amino acids. Lineage: Eukaryota; Metazoa; Arthropoda; Insecta; Phasmatodea; Bacillidae. The transcript is spliced from 19 exons. The record is from RefSeq and is a predicted model, not a curated record.